UGCCCAGGCUGGGCUUGAACUUGUCAUGUUCCUGCCUCAGCCUCCCAGAGUGCUAGAAUGACAGAUGUGCACCACCCAGGGUCAGCUCCUACCCUAUCGUAAUGCACUUUUCCUCAGCACUUUCCUCCCUCUGCCGAGUGAGGGCCUGCCGUCUCCCACCCUCUGGAGGGGCUGGUGCCCAGCAGCUAGUCCCGAGGGAUGGGAAGGGGCCCCAGGCUGCCUGCUCACUGAGGAGCUUCCAGGGCCUCUGCUGUUCACAGCCUUCAGGUUGUGGUGACCUUCCCUUCUGUGACUUUUCAAGGAUCCCCAGGGAAAUGGAGCAGCGAACCCGACCUCCACACAGGGCUGGCUUGGUGGAGCUGCAGGCUGUGGCCACAGAGCGGGCUCGCUGUCCCUUACCCCGAUUACACCUGACGCGUUUCCGGCUUCUCACAGAGCAGCUCCAAAGCCUCCUCACCCCGGAGCUGCGGUGCCCGAGUCCCCAGCCCAGGGUUGCCGGGCGUGGGGAGGAGAGGGGUGGCCUCCUCCCAGCCCGCCUCUCCCCGCCCUCCCUCUGCUCCCUGCUAUGCAGCCCAGCCCAGGCUUUCUCAGCGGAGGAGGUGACCAGGGCUGUCCCCAGGAGCCACCACACCCCAGCCUUCUCUUGCUCAGUCCCCAGCCUGACCUGCCCCGCCCUCACUCUCCCAGGGCUGGCUCUUCUUACUUCCCGGAAGCUCAGUCUCAGAGCCACUUUGGGGCAUGACUGUCCUUCUGUGGCGGCUCACUGCAGCUCCUCCUCCUGCCACCGCCGUGCCACCACGGCUCCCCCUGCCUCUUCGACCCUCCUCCAGCUCCCCGGCUCCUGACUGCCUGCCCAGCCCUGCUCCGCUCACCCAGUGGAGCCUGCACCCUCCUGAGCUCCUGCUCGGGGGCCUGACAUCCUGGAGCUCACAAGGUCCCACAGCACCCGGGUGUGCACCCAUCUCGCUGUCGCCCAGGCGAGCUCCCCGCCACCCUGCCACUCUCUAAAGCAGGGCUGUCUCCUUGUCAGCUCUGUAGCCCUGACCCAGGGGCAGAGUACGCGCACACUUGGGCGUGGCCAGUCUGGUGACCCCCUGGCUCUGGCUGCCAGGUG
Chinchilla lanigera (long-tailed chinchilla) is the source of this 1114-nucleotide messenger RNA. RefSeq lists its product as uncharacterized. The record is from RefSeq and is a predicted model, not a curated record. The transcript is spliced from 2 exons. Bases 102 to 845 code for a protein of 247 amino acids. Lineage: Eukaryota; Metazoa; Chordata; Mammalia; Rodentia; Chinchillidae.